Schistocerca americana (American grasshopper) is the source of this 276-nucleotide messenger RNA. Its product is annotated as rRNA 2'-O-methyltransferase fibrillarin-like. NCBI's taxonomy places the organism in Eukaryota, Metazoa, Arthropoda, Insecta, Orthoptera, Acrididae. The transcript is spliced from 2 exons. The record is from RefSeq and is a predicted model, not a curated record. The coding region runs from base 1 to 276 and encodes 91 amino acids.
AUGGGAGCACCAGACUGGAGGCUGGGAGGAGGGGAGAGGGACGGGGAGGAGAGGGAGGUGGCGGGUGGCAGAUCCCUGUGGCGUAGUGGAAGCACCGGGGGAAGCAGCUGGUUCAGUGGUGGCGAUGGUGGCUCGGCGCAACGUGAUGCGUGCGGGAGAUGCAGAAGACGACGCGACGGGGUCGGUGAGAGAGGGGAAGCCAACUACCUGAGGGGCGGCAGCAGAGGCGGCAACAGAGGCGUACGUGAGGGCGGGGGUAGUAGUGGGAGCUGUUGA